ACGAAAAACAAACGUUUUUUAAGGUUAACUAAGUAAAGAACGCCGAUUAAAAAAUUUUUAUAACAAUAUUUGUUAUAUUAUUAUUAAGAGGUAUAUUAACGUCAAGGCUGUAAGAAACUUUUCACUGAUUAAAGAAUGGAUGCUGAUUUAUAUGACGAAUUUGGUAAUUACAUAGGUCCAGAAUUGGAUAGUGAUGAUGAAGAGGAAGAAGAACAAGAAUUACUCGAUGGAGAUGAUCAGCAAGAAUACGAUGAGGAACAAAUGGAAGAUGAACCACAACCAAUGGCUAUCGUUUUACACGAAGAUAAACAAUAUUAUCCAUCAGCACUUCAAGUUUACGGACCUGACGUUGAAACUAUUGUCCAAGAAGAAGAUGCUCAACCAUUAGAUGUACCAUUAGUGGAACCUGUUAAGAAGAAAAAAUUUCAGUUGAAAGAGCAAGAGUUACCUGAAACUGUUUAUAGCAUGGAAUUUCUUGCUGAUAUGAUGGAUAAUACAUCUCUUAUAAGAAAUGUUGCUCUAAUUGGUCAUUUGCAUCAUGGAAAAACCACUUUUGUAGAUUGUCUCAUCAAACAAACACAUCCAGGUUAUCAGGAUAAUGAAGAAAAAAAUUUACGUUAUACGGAUAUUCUUUUUACUGAACAAGAAAGGGGAUGUUCCAUCAAAUCCAUUCCAGUAACAUUACUCCUUCAAGAUAUAAAAGAUAAGAGUUAUCUUAUGAAUAUAUUCGAUACUCCAGGUCAUGUUAAUUUUUCUGAUGAGGUAACGGCUGCUAUGAGAUUGUGUGAUGGUAUUGUAUUAUUUGUUGAUGCUGCUGAAGGAGUUAUGUUAAAUACCGAACGUCUUCUAAAACAUGCAGUACAAGAGCAAAUGCAAAUUACAAUUUGCAUUAAUAAAAUUGAUAGACUUAUUUUGGAGCUAAAGUUACCUCCCCAAGAUGCUUAUUAUAAAUUAAGGCACAUAGUCGAAGAAAUCAAUGGUUUAUUAACGUUAUAUUCUGAUGAUGCCAAUCCUCAUAUUGUAUCGCCAGUAUUGGGAAAUGUAUGUUUCGCUAGUUCACAAUACGGAAUAUGUUUUACUUUGAAAUCAUUCGCUAAUGUUUAUAGUUUAUACUAUGGGGAAGUUAAUAUUGAAGAAUUUUCCAAGAGGUUAUGGGGAGAUAUAUAUUUUAAUAAUAAAUCGAGAAAAUUUACAAAAAAAGCUCCACAUAAUUCAGCCCAAAGAAGUUUCGUAGAAUUCAUUUUAGAACCACUCUAUAAAAUAUUCGCCCAAGUUGUUGGUGACGUUGAUUCUUCAUUACUCGAUGUACUGGACGAGUUAGGAAUAAAACUAAAUAAGAACGAGAUGAAAUUAAAUAUAAGACCGCUUUUGAGACUCGUUUGUCAAAAAUUUUUAGGAGAUUUUAACGGUUUCGUGAAUAUGUGUGUGGAGCACAUCAAUUCUCCUUUGAAUAACGCGAAAUUAAAAAUCAAUCACAUUUAUACAGGACCUAGUACAAGUAGAGUUUACGAAGAUAUGAUAAAUUGUGACCAAGACGGAAUACUUAUGGUACAUAGUUCUAAAAUGUACCCAACGGAAGAUUGCACGUUUUUCCAAGUUUUAGGCAGAGUUAUGAGUGGAACACUACAUGCAGGAUCAGAUGUCAGAAUAUUAGGAGAAAAUUAUACGAUUCAAGACGAAGAAGAUUCCAGGAUAUUAACAAUAGGAAGAUUAUGGAUAUACGAAUCGAGGUAUAAAAUCGAAUUGAAUAGAGUACCGGCCGGUAAUUGGGUAUUGAUCGAAGGUAUCGAUCAAUCCAUAGUAAAAACUGCGACCCUAACGGACUUAUCAGCCGGGGAGGAGUUAUAUAUAUUCAGACCUCUCAAAUUUAACACUCAGAGUAUAAUAAAAAUAGCUGUUGAACCUGUGAAUCCUUCAGAAUUACCAAAAAUGUUGGACGGUCUUAGAAAAGUUAAUAAAUCCUACCCUUUAUUAACCACAAGGGUGGAAGAAAGUGGAGAACACGUCGUUUUAGGAACAGGGGAAUUAUAUCUGGAUUGCGUAAUGCACGAUUUAAGGAAAAUGUAUUCGGAAAUAGACAUCAAAGUGGCUGAUCCGGUGGUAGCGUUUUGCGAAACGGUCGUCGAAACCUCAAGUUUGAAAUGUUUUGCAGAAACACCGAAUAAAAAGAAUAAAAUAACAAUGAUAGCGGAACCAUUGGAAAAAGGUCUAGCGGAAGAUAUAGAAACCGAAAACGUACAAAUCAGUUGGAACAAGAAGAAAUUGGGGGAAUUUUUUCAGACGAAAUACGAUUGGGAUUUACUAGCAGCUAGAAGUAUAUGGGCGUUCGGACCGGAUAAUACGGGUCCCAAUAUUCUAGUUGACGAUACCCUACCAUCGGAAGUGGACAAAGGUCUUUUGAGUUCGGUAAAAGAUUCCAUUGUACAAGGAUUCCAAUGGGGUACUAGAGAAGGACCAUUAUGUGAAGAACCUAUUAGAAAUACCAAAUUUAAAAUACUGGACGCAGUUAUAGCUAAUGAACCGUUACACAGGGGUGGUGGACAGAUUAUACCUACGGCAAGAAGGGUGGUUUAUUCUGCGUUUCUUAUGGCUACUCCUAGGUUGAUGGAACCUUAUUUGUUUGUUGAAGUACAAGCUCCAGCAGAUUGUGUUUCCGCUGUUUAUACGGUUUUGGCAAAAAGGCGUGGUCACGUAACUCAAGAUGCUCCCGUACCCGGUUCACCUCUCUAUACUAUCAAAGCUUUCAUUCCUGCCAUCGACAGUUUCGGAUUCGAAACUGAUUUGAGGACGCACACUCAAGGACAAGCUUUCUGUUUAUCAGUUUUCCAUCAUUGGCAGAUUGUUCCUGGUGAUCCAUUGGAUAAAACGAUCGUAAUUAGACCACUCGAACCCCAACCUUCAACUCACCUAGCUAGAGAAUUUAUGAUAAAAACUCGAAGACGUAAAGGUCUCAGUCAAGAUGUCUCUAUCAAUAAGUUCUUCGAUGAUCCUAUGUUGUUGGAAUUAGCAAGACAAGACGUCAUGUUGAAUUAUCCACUUUUGUGAAAAUUUGAAAUGUAAUUAAAUUUUUUUAUGAC
Molecule: messenger RNA, 3077 nt
Organism: Diorhabda sublineata
Lineage: Eukaryota; Metazoa; Arthropoda; Insecta; Coleoptera; Chrysomelidae
Product: 116 kDa U5 small nuclear ribonucleoprotein component
Exons: 14
Coding region: 136-3045 (969 amino acids)
Biological process (GO): mRNA splicing, via spliceosome
Cellular component (GO): cytosol; U4/U6 x U5 tri-snRNP complex; U2-type catalytic step 2 spliceosome
Molecular function (GO): U5 snRNA binding; translation elongation factor activity; GTPase activity
Source: RefSeq, a predicted model, not a curated record